AAAAGGAUAUGGGAGUUGACGAAGUUAUAUCGUUUGAUAUGUCCAAAAGGCCAGGAGAGACCGUCCUAAUUAGAAAUUUAGAACUUACAAAGAACACUUCAUUCUGUUUUACAAAUUCAAAAAUUACAAAUAUCAUUUUAAUUCACUUAAACUUUUUAUGUGUAUACUAUUGUAAUACAACAGUGGAGAACAGGAAUUUAUUAAUAUUGUUAGCAAUCUUUCUUUGUUCGCACAUUGAGAUGCAUGACUUUUAGUCGUUUAACUUGCUGGCAAUGACGAAGAACAGGAAUCACAUCGGUAAAUUUCAUUGAUAACUUGAAACUCCUAUUAAUAUUCUCGAAUAAACCAAUUAGUAGUUUAACCAAGAUACUAAUCACACGUAACGCCACAGCACCGUGUGUCCUUUCAGUAGAAUAUUGGGAUGGUCCAAGUUGAUAUUUUUAACUAAAUAAGUUAACUACAUUUUCUUGUUAAGUGUAAUAACGUUACGUAUCGUAAUUUACUCUGUCGAUAAUUUGGAGUAUGAGUGUAAUCUCUUUUUGCCCACAUGGUCGACUCAUUUUAGGUAUUUGAUUCUAAUUGGCGGCAGUUAUUUAUAAAUCGUCUAUAGAAACUAAUCACUUUGGUAUUGAUACUUAUGUUUGUAUUUAUAUAUAUACAUAUAUAUAUAAAAAAUAAAACGUGAAAAUAACAUGAAUGAAAAAAACAUUUUUACGUUACUUCAUGUUUAUAUAUGAAAAUAUUGUAUAUUGACAUGUUAAAUGUUAUGCAACCUCUGAAUAAAGCUCGACCGCGUAGAAUUGAAUCCUUCAUCCUAAAUGCCAAAGAUACAAGUCAUGGAGAUAAACAUAUAAUCCAUAUAAUAUAAUCAAUAACUAUAUAUUUAUAUACUGCCGAUUAAGAUUCACGAAAGGCUAUAUAAAUGGGUAUAUGCAUACGCAAAAUCGUGUAUCAAACUCUUUCAUUUAUUUGAUCUCCUCUCAUUUCACACAUAUACAGAACUACAAAAUGGGAUUUUGUUUCUGUUUAUCCUCAGGAGGAUCAACAGAUGGAAACCAGAUUUAUGAGAUAAAAGAUUAUGGACAAGAAAAUGCAGUUUUACACUCUGAACAACACGAUCAUGUUCAUCAAGGCUUUGGCUCUGUCUCUUCUUUAGCUGGAGGAAAGGGCUACAAUCAAGAUGCUGCCGUUCUCCACCUGGGAUAUGGAACAGAAGGAGCGCUGUGUGGAGUGUUUGAUGGUCAUGGUGAGAAGGGUGAAUUGGUGAGCAAGAUAGUAAGAAACCAAUUGCCAUCUUUAUUGUCAGGUCAUAUGAAUAACCAUUCAGUGACUCGAGACUGGAAACUCAUUUUUGAAACUACGUUUUUGUUGAUGGACAAAAGAAUUCUUAAACUCAAAAACACCCUUGAUUGCUCUUCCUCUGGAACUACUGCUGUUCUCGCCGUUACACACGGAAAUCAAGUGAUGGUGGCAAAUCUAGGAGAUUCAAGGGCUGUGAUGAUUGGAACAAGUGAGAAUGGAGAAAUCAAGGUGGUUCAAUUAACCACAGACCUGAAGCCAAGUGUCCCUAGCGAAGCCGAGAGAAUAAGAAAACGCAACGGAAGGGUCUUGGCAUUAGAGUCAGAGCCACAUAUUCAAAGAGUAUGGCUUCCACAUGAAAACCGGCCCGGUCUAGCCAUGUCUAGGGCUUUGGGUGAUUUCGCUCUUAAAAGCUAUGGUGUCAUUGCGACUCCUCAAGUCUCUACGCAUCAAAUCACUUCUCGCGACCAGUUUUUGCUCCUUGCUUCCGAUGGGGUGUGGGAUGUACUUAGUAACGAAGAAGUGGCUGUGGUGGUGAUGAAGUCAGAGAAUGAGGCAGGAGCGGCCAACGCGGUGACAGAGGCGGCGGCUAAUGCAUGGAGACAGAAAUAUCCGACGGUUAAGGUUGAUGAUAUCUCUGUCGUAUGUCUCUUUCUCAACAAGAGGCUACAUCCGCAGCCACGUAUGUAAUCAAACAAACCAGCUAGCGAAAAACAAACAAAUAACGACUAAUCAAAGAGGGAUGCCACGAUUGCUUACGUACACUUCUGUGUUUUGCCUGUUAGUGUGAAUGUAUGCGUGUGUAUAUAUAUAUAUAAUAUUUGUAUGUUAAGUCGUGUGAUUAUUCAUUAGAAAAUAAAUGAUAGAUGAUGUUAGAAGUGGUGUGUGUCGUGGGAUAAACGUAACGAGGACUUUGACAUUUUGGACAGACGUCAUAGGAAUCUAUGUAUUGGAGCUUACCGGAAUAAUUCAAAUGUGCUUCCAGACUCUUAUGUCACUGCUGUAUAAAUUAAUGACAACAUUUAACGAAGAUAUUUUUGUAGCAGAAACAGCUGAAGAACAUAAACUGAGUUUCAGAACAUGAAUACUUUAUUAGACAUUGAGUAAAAAUGAUCUUGUCAUGAGAGCUUGAAGUAGCACUAUGCCACUAUAUAUUGAGAUCAACGACUACACUAAGCUUGGAGUUCUUUGCUCAGACAAACUGUUGUUUAUCAUUCUGUUAGUUUGUGAAAUUCAGCCGCCUUAAACUGAUUACUCUGCACGUACUUAAGAAUGCAUUUCUCAAAUAUUCGGACUGGAAUGUAUGUUUGUAUUGCUGUUUUGAUGAUGUGAAUAAUUGUGUCUAUGCUCUCUUUUCUUCUACACCAAUCCACAGUAUACAAAAAAAAAACACAUGUUACCAACGACGAAUUGACCUAUUAGCUAAAACUCUUAAACAUCUAGUUGGGAUCUAAUAAAUUAAUUUAACAUGAUUUGGUCUCUGUACUAGAGAUACAAGCUUUCGGACCCAAAACUUCCACAUAUUAAGACAAAAUCAGUGUUUUCAGUGUUUCCAAAACCGGAUUGGCCGGUCAAAUCAUAACUUGCUUAUCUAGCCGGUUUCAAAUUGUAUUAAUAACUAGAUAUGUAUUUCACCGUCAAAGCUGGAUCAAACUCGCUAAAACCAAUAACCCGAUUCAAUAUCAAAACCUGGGUUUUUUUAAACUAAGUGAAAAAUAAAACAAAAAUCAAAUUUAAAUAAUUUUAUAUGAAAUCAUGUUAAUUUGGAUAAUUGCCUAUUUAAAAUUAGUCAUGAUAUUUUAUAUUAGUAUUAUAAUUAUGAUAUUGAUAAAAAAAUAUUAUAUAAAUUAAUAUAUAAUUUUAUAUUUAUGCUUAAUUAUUAAAAAUCUGGUUAAACCAGUUGGACCGGUUCGACCAUUGACUCGGUCACAAUGCCGAGUCAUGCCAUUGGACAAAACAACGUUCAACAUAAGGAAUGCUAUGAGCUUGUGUGUUGUAGAACAAUGGACUGGCCCGGGUUUAAAAACGAUCACCGAUCGAAAUGGAUGGAUUGAGAUUAUAAAGUAUCACCAUGUUGUAGAGUAAUAGACUACGCGAGACUUGAUAAUGUAGAGCAAGCUUUGCUCUCUCCUAACCAGUUUUUU
Brassica napus (rape) is the source of this 3443-nucleotide messenger RNA. Its product is annotated as probable protein phosphatase 2C 61. The record is from RefSeq and is a predicted model, not a curated record. NCBI's taxonomy places the organism in Eukaryota, Viridiplantae, Streptophyta, Magnoliopsida, Brassicales, Brassicaceae. Gene Ontology annotation, molecular function: protein serine/threonine phosphatase activity. Gene Ontology annotation, biological process: protein dephosphorylation.